AAGCCCACAGGACGUUCAGUCAGCCCGCUGCUAACAGCUACCGCCAGAGUCCCUGGAGUUAGCCACCGAGCUAGCCAUGAGCUAACAAGCACAGGAAGCAGAGUGUUUUUAUUUUGCCUCUUCUCACUCACCAUUCGACUAUCAUUCUGCCCCAAGGGGAAACCAGUUAAUUUGCAGGAAUUUUUACCCUGCACUUCGUUACACCUGGAAUCCUUUUACGAUCUUCUUUUCGCAAUCCCAUCCAUUCACCCGCUGCCUUGACCUUUCACCCCCCCCCGCCCUUGACAUCUACGCCAAGCUAUGGCCGCUACGAAGCCCAAAGGACAGAACUCUCUGGCCCUCCACAAAGUGAUCAUGGUGGGCAGCGGAGGAGUGGGGAAAUCAGCCCUCACCCUCCAGUUCAUGUAUGAUGAGUUUGUUGAAGACUACGAACCCACUAAAGCAGACAGCUACAGGAAGAAAGUAGUGCUGGACGGCGAGGAGGUGCAGAUAGACAUCCUGGACACGGCCGGCCAGGAGGACUACGCCGCCAUCCGGGACAACUACUUCCGCAGCGGCGAGGGCUUCCUCUGCGUAUUUUCCAUCACAGAGCUGGAGUCUUUUGCAGCAACAGUAGACUUCAGAGAGCAGAUUCUGCGAGUGAAGGAGGAUGAGAAUGUGCCCUUCCUCUUGGUCGGGAAUAAAUCGGACUUGGACGACCGGCGGCAGGUCAGUGCGGACGAAGCGAAGGCUCGUGCAGAGCAGUGGGGCGUCUGUUACGUGGAGACUUCUGCCAAAACCCGUGCCAAUGUGGAUAAGGUGUUUUUUGACCUGAUGCGAGAGAUCCGAGCGAGAAAAAUGGAGGACAGCAAAGAGAAGAAUGGGAAGAAGAAAAGUAAAAGCCUGGCUAAAAGAAUUAGAGAGAGAUGCUGCAUUUUAUAGUGGUGAAGGAGAGCAGGCUAGCUGCUAGUGUACAUGUACAUUUCUCAGACUUUUGCAUUUCUUUUGUGCCCAGACCUGACCAUGACUUUCUGUUCCUGGCUAAAGCAGGACCUCUGACCGUGCAUCAGGAAGUAGUGAGGUGGCACUUCAUACACCAUUUUUAGCUCUUAACUUUUUAUGUGCUGACACUCAAAAUAAUUUAUGAUUUAUGUAAUCUCUUUUUCUUACUCUUACACAUGACAGAGUUUUAAUAGAUGAGUGAUGUUUUAAUUUUAGGCCUGAGCUUGCCAAGAAGCCCUAAAAUGUCCUGAAAAACCCCCGAACAUUUUAAUUGUAAAGUGUAUUCAUAUUAUCUUCAGACAGCUGUACAGGUGUAUGUUCAAUAGAGAAAGACUGAGACGUUUUCAGAGCCAAGGCUUAAACUGGGAAGGUGUAGUCAGGAAAACCCCCAGACCAUAAAUAGAGUCCACCGCUUUUGCUUGGAAAUACUCAGCAUUGCAGUGUGAACUUCUGGUUCAAGUGCCACCAAGUAAAUAUAAUUUCCACUUUUUAAUCUGGAAAGGAUUAUAUUAAAAUAACGCCUCCCUUUUCUAAGCAGGUGCCCACAUCUGUUGCCAUUCCUACUUGUUUUUUUAUGCGAUAACAGGCUUUUAAACACUAUUUUCUGUUUUUUUUGUUUUAUUCUCCUCCACAUGAAACACUGUAAAAUAGGCACACAAUUUUUCCAUUUUUUUAAUUUCUUCCUGUCAGUUUGUCUUCUAAAAAUGCACAAACAACAUUGAUCACUACCCUGAAUCCUCAAAGGGAUUUCUGCAACACUUGAACAUUUUUCAGUCCUAACGUUUUAGAAGUGUUACCUCGCUCGGCUAAGGAAUUUCAUUGCCUUUUUUGUGAUUGAGGAAUCCCUGGUGCUCUGAUUAAAAAAAAAAAAAAAAAAAGGUGAUUCCAUAACACUACAUGCAGCUCAAUACUAAAAAAAAAUUGCUUCCAGACAACUUAACUUUUUCUUGGCUCAGACUUUUAAUUAGCAACUUUAUAUUACACUAGUUUUCAUUUAAAUGUAUCUCUUAUUUAGGAAUAGCUUAACAGAAGGAGGAGUUAGAGGAUGAAAACAAGCAAAAGCAAAGAUUGAAUUACAAUUUCCUCUUUCCAAAAACGUUGCCGUCAGCAACCAAAGAAAACUGCUAGGUAAUACAAAUAACAGGGUUCCUACACCGUCUUCAAAAUUCUGAACCGGUAUUGAUGAAAUCAACUUGUCUAGAAAAACAUUUGUCUUCAUAGACUUUUAAUUGUUCCUUUAUUCCAAAAUCUUCAUUCCAGACCUUUCUACAGAUAACAGUUUAAAUAAGGUUAUCUCUAAACUGCUAACACAUAACACACUCAAAAACUAUUUUUUCUCAGAAAACAAUAUAAUACAAUUGUUAUUAAAACAGAAAUUUUUUUUUUUGCCCUGAUAAAAUGACAAAUUAAUAUGUAUAAAGUCCAGAUGUUUCUUUCUUGAGAUAAAGGACUCACUAUCGCAACAAAAUCAAACAUAAGCUCUUGUUGUCUUUACAACGGCACAUUAAAAUGAGAGAAUCUUGUUUUUUGCAAAAAUAAUAAGCUAAUGAACAGGGAGAAACGCGUGUGGAUCCAUUUGCACGCGCAGUUUUAUUCAUCUGGAUUUGUAUGUGCGUAUGUUUGGGUUGGAAAUCCAUGCAAGUCUUUGUUAGUGAAGUCCCUUUCGGUUGGAGCGCUACAUCAGCCAUGCAGUUUAACAUUGUCUAACACAGAACCGCGCCCACGUACCGUGGCUCAUGGGCAGCAGGUUUCUAGUGUUUUGUGUAUGGAAAAUACUGAUUAUGAAUGUUUUUUUUUUAAAAAAAAAUACUUCUUAGCUUCUACCUACAUGCCAAAAAUGACCUAAAACAUGAUUGAGCAAUUCAAAAAUUUGAGUCUAGAUUUUUCAAGUGAAAAAUGUGUAGAAACCCUGAAAUAAGUGCCCAGUUGUUAAUUCCAGUGAAUGAGAAAUUUCCAUGGUGAGCAUAAACCGAUCAGCACUACAGCAUUGUGUAAAAACAACCUUAGCAGAGGAUCGACAAGGGGGAAGUGAAACAGUUUAAUUGGUGUAAGAAAUGGAAGGUUCUGAGGGCUUUUGUAAUUCUUGUGCAGUCCGUCACGGUUGCCUCUCUGUCCGUCGUGAAUGUGAAUAAUCCCUUCUUACUCAUCCUGUAAUCCUAAACUGCCAGUGCUUUGCAGAGCAUAGAAGUCAUCGAUGUUCUACUUUUUUUUUUUUUUUGUUCCAUCAGCUGCAUCCUGUGGCAAGGCUUCUCUGUAACAUGUUAACAAAAACGUCAUGCUUUCCUUUUUUUUUUUUUAGUUCUUGUAACUGGAUGGUUUGAGAGGAAAGUUGAUGUUUGAAUAGCACAGAAAGCAACUGGCUGCUCUUCAGCAAUAGCUAAAUUUGACCAAGAAAAGAAUGAAAACCACCAACUAAACCCUUCUAUUCUUAAUUCUUAAGACUGAGGCUCUAAUUAUUAAGACAUUUAUUUAAAAUGUUUACACUUUUUUUUCUCCAACAGCCACACAAAGGUUGCUGCUAACAUCCAGUCUGAUUAUGUUUUAAACUAUUGAUGUGAGCUUAAAUACAGUUCUGGUCAGACACUUCUCAUGGGCAUGGAUAUUAUACUCAUUUAGGGCUUUAAAUGCUUUAUUUAAUCGUUUAUCUUUGCAGAGUGAAAUGAUUAUCAAACAUACAACUUAACUAAAUUUAAAAAUUGGAUUUAGGUGCAGCGAUUGAACUAUUUUUCCACAAAGUCAGUUUGGGACUUCCGACGUUUUUGUCAGGCUUGGUGAAAGCAGCAUCAUUCUGAGGGAAACAUUUAGCUGUCAGUGGUUACUGUGGGUUUUGAAUUUCUUUAUAGCCUGUAUGUAUAAAUUUCAUCAAUUUGAUAAAUUCAAACUUGUGCAUUAUAUUGUAGUUUUUAAAAUGCAUUAAAGUAGUGUGCUUGAUUAACCAAGUGACAGAAGAAAACCCACUUUAGAUCAAUUAUGAAGAUCUAGUAUUAGCGUCGCAUUCAUGCCAUGAAAAAUGGAUCUAAAUUUCUGUCCAAAACUUUAUGUGGUGUCUAUGCAAAAGGUUUUUUGGAACUGGAACAAGGGAAUGUAAAAAAAUUCAAAAUACCGUCUCUGUGUCUUUUAAACUACCUUUCAAAAAGGCGAAGCGCAGUAGAAGCACUUCAGCUCUAAAGCUCUCAGUAGGAAUCCGAUUUCAGCUCGGAAAACACAACAUCAUCCAAAAGUUAUGCAUCUUAUUAGAUUUAAAGUGACUCAGUGAGAGUUCAUUGAUUCCCCGAGUUAAUGCGUAGAAAAUGCACAAUUGUGUUUCCUGAUAGAAACGUGACGCAUGUUGAGCAUUAAGCACAGAGGCAAAGAGUUGGACUCUGGAGAGAAGGAGGCUAGACCCAAAAUGUUGGGAAGCCAUUAUAUCAGAACACUAAGCGGUUACAGAUGUUCUAAGGGCUAACCUUCGGCGCAUCACACAGAUUGGGCCCUUCCCAAAAAGUUAGUGAGACUUGGGAAGAAACUAAGAAAGACCCCAGUUUGUUUUGGGCAGGCCUUCCCCUACACUGUUCCUGUUUUUUGUUUUGCUUCAUUUUCAUGUAACGAACUUCACAGGCCAACACCUCUGCAGGACUCUAAAGCAGAUAUUGUGUGAAAAGCUGCAAGCAGAAUGUCCUAAUGGGGCUUUUAAUUAACUUGCUUUACCUUUUUCUAUUAAUGCCCUUGGAGUGAUGACAGCUAUCUACGUCUUGGACUGGAUGGUUGUUGUACGUAUGCCAUCGGUUAAAUCUCUCCUUCAUGUUUACUUAUUUUGAGCAUUACCACUAAUGUAGCCUGUUUGUGAAUGCAAGAGGUGAAGCUUACAUUUCAAUUCAUUUUUUGUGAGUAAUUUGGAAAUGGCAAAUAAAGUGGAUAUUACUAAUAACA
This is a messenger RNA of Xiphophorus maculatus (southern platyfish), 4890 nucleotides long. RefSeq names its product ras-related protein Ral-A (gene ralaa). The record is from RefSeq and is a predicted model, not a curated record. The coding region runs from base 301 to 921 and encodes 206 amino acids. Gene Ontology annotation, biological process: regulation of exocytosis; Ras protein signal transduction. The transcript is spliced from 5 exons. Gene Ontology annotation, cellular component: plasma membrane. Lineage: Eukaryota; Metazoa; Chordata; Actinopteri; Cyprinodontiformes; Poeciliidae. Gene Ontology annotation, molecular function: GTPase activity; GDP binding; GTP binding.